Molecule: messenger RNA, 1910 nt
Organism: Linum trigynum
Lineage: Eukaryota; Viridiplantae; Streptophyta; Magnoliopsida; Malpighiales; Linaceae
Source: the annotation of a GenBank genome assembly
AUUGUUAGCGAAAUUACCACCCCAUUGUGGAACCAAUCAUCCAGAAACACAGUAAAGCCGUGAAUGGACGGCUCCCACAUGUUCCGUCUGAAUUGGCAUAGUACCCAGCCGGCCAAGGUCCUUCAAGCUUCCCUUCUUGUGUAGACUCCGUGUGGCUUGGCUUUUAUCGGUGUGUAAACAAAUGCGAAACGAAGAUCUGACAUUCUGAAUAAGCUUGAUAAGACGAACACGGUCUGAGAAUACAAGGUAGAUUUUGCUUCAGCACCUUUCUUCGCAGUUGAAUCUCAGCCACAGGAUCCAUCUACCACCUCCCCAUUUAUCAAUCAAUCCAGAACCACCACCACCAGUGACUCAUCAAUGACAUCUAACAUUUUCACCCACUUCCCAUUUCGUUUCAUUGCCCAAACAAGAUCAACGAAAUUAAUACACGUUGAUUUUCUUGCAAUAUUUUGUUCUUUCCUCACAGUCCCCAAAAGCUUCAUCCUUUCUUCACUCACUCUGCCGAAUGAAUCACUCACUAUAUAUAAUAAGCAUUUCCAGCCCCUGUUUCAUCUCCCAAUCAGGAAACAGAACAGAAAAAUCAGCUCCACCCUCUUCCCAAACUUCUCUAGCAGCAUUUUUUUCCCAUUCUAAGCCAUGGCAGCUAACAAUGAUGAUGUGAAGCUCAUCGGCGCCUGGCCGAGUCCAUACGUGAUGAGGCCUCGAAUCGCCCUCAACCUCAAAUCCGUCGAGUACGAGUUCCUCCAGGAGCAAUUCGGCUCCAAGAGCGAGCUCCUCCUCAAAUCAAACCCCGUCCACAAGAAGAUCCCUGUCCUUCUACACAACGGCAAACCCAUCUGCGAGUCCAGCAUCAUCGUCGAGUACAUCGACGAGGUCUGGUCCUCUGGCCCUUCCAUCCUCCCCGCCGACGCCCACGACCGCGCCCUCGCCCGCUUCUGGGCUGCCUACCUCGACGAAAAGUGGUUCCCCAACGUGAGGGCCGCGCCGAGGGCUGCGACCGAGGAGGCGAAGAGCGCGGCUGUGAGCCAGCUGAAGGAAGGGCUGGCGCUGCUGGAAGGAGCGUACGGGGAGAUAAGCAGAGGGAAGGAUUUCUUCGGCGGGGAGAGGAUUGGGUUUCUUGACAUUGCUUUUGGGAGCAUGCUGGGGUGGUUGAGAGCCGUGCAGGUGAUGCUGGGAGGAGUGAAGCUUCUCGACGAGGAGAAGACGCCUGGUUUGGUGAAAUGGGCUGACAAGUUCUCGGCCGAUCCGGCUGUGAAGGACGUGCUGCCGGAGACUGAGAAGCUCCUCGAGUUCGCCAAGAUCCUUAUGGCCAAAGCGAAACCAGCUGCCUCGUAGAUUGUUUGGGCGGGGGUUUUGUUAUUGUGAUGAGUAGAAGAGACUGAGUCUUGUUGUAAUACUGGUUUGGUGAAUUGAGAGAAAUAAGCUGUUAGGCUAUGGAAUUGGGCAUCUGUUUACUUGUUGUCUUUGUUAGUGAUGAUAAGUGCAGUCAAAAUCGCGUAUUAAAACGUAAAAACGUAAGUUUUUACGUAUUCAGGCCACCAAAACGUUUCAGUUUCUAUCUAAAGUCGCUUAGUCACAAAAACUAGUAAAAACAUAGGUAAAAUCGGUAAUAUCGCUUGAAAUCGGUAAAAUCGCGAUUUUAAAGCGUUUUUAUACGAUUUUGAUCAUCUCAUAAAAAUGUGCUAAUUGGCCCAAAAUGAUGUAAUUUUGGAGACAUAUCAGCAAAAAAUAAAAAAAUGGAAAACAUGAUUCAUCGCUCGUUCUACAACUAGUGUCGAGAUAGGGGGCUUCACAUUAGGUUGAAAAGACACCUAAUGGUAUUCUCAACAGCCGCUGACCUUCUAUCAGUCUUCUCCCUUAAUCUUCACAUGUGGCUCUUACCUAGAUUACGAUAAAAGUUUAUGGGUAAU